CCUCCUGAUAAUCAAAAGCUUGGUUUAUUGGAAGCUUUAUUAAAGAUUGGUGAUUGGCAGCAUGCACAAAGUAUUAUGGAUCAGAUGCCUCCGUUCUAUGCUACUUCACACAAGCCUAUUGCAAUUGCCCUCUGCCAGCUUGUACAUGUGACAAUUGAACCUCUGUACCGCAGAGUUGGUGUACCUAAAGGAGCUAAAGGGUCGCCAAUUCCUUCUUUGCCAAACAAGAGAGCACCAAAACAAGCAGACAGCUUCGAGGAAUUGAGAAAGGAAGUGUUCAACAUGCUUUGUUACCUUGGUCCUCAUCUCUCCCAUGAUCCCAUUUUAUUUGCAAAAGUGGUGCGCCUUGGAAAAGCGUUUAUGAAAGAGUUCCAGUCUGACGGAAGCAAACAAGAAGAUAAAGAUAAAAUGGAGACGCUGUUCAGCUGUUUGUUGAGUAUUACCGAUCAGGUCUUACUGCCAUCUCUUUCUUUGAUGGACUGCAAUGCGUGCAUGUCUGAAGAGUUAUGGGGAAUGUUCAAAACUUUUCCAUACCAGUACCGGUACCGUCUUUAUGGACAGUGGAAGAAUGAAACAUACAACAGUCACCCGCUUCUCGUGAAAGUUAAAGCUCAAACCAUUGAUCGAGCCAAAUAUAUCAUGAAGCGUUUAACCAAGGAAAAUGUGAAACCCUCUGGAAGACAAAUUGGGAAGCUCAGCCACAGCAAUCCUACAAUUUUAUUUGAUUAUAUUUUAUCACAAAUACAAAAAUACGAUAACUUAAUAACUCCGGUUGUUGACUCACUGAAAUACCUCACUUCCCUGAACUACGAUGUCUUGGCAUACUGUAUCAUUGAAGCUCUGGCCAACCCCGAGAAGGAGAGAAUGAAGCAUGAUGAUACUACAAUCUCGAGCUGGCUGCAGAGUCUGGCUAGCUUUUGUGGGGCAGUUUUCCGAAAAUACCCGAUUGAACUUGCUGGCCUGCUUCAAUAUGUAGCCAACCAACUGAAAGCUGGGAAAAGCUUUGAUUUGCUUAUUUUAAAAGAGGUAGUACAGAAAAUGGCAGGGAUAGAAAUUACAGAAGAAAUGACAAUGGAACAAUUGGAAGCCAUGACUGGUGGAGAACAACUAAAAGCUGAGGGUGGAUACUUUGGUCAGAUCAGGAAUACAAAAAAGUCUUCUCAGAGACUGAAAGACGCGUUGUUGGACCAUGAUCUUGCCCUUCCACUGUGCCUGCUUAUGGCUCAACAGAGAAAUGGUGUGAUCUUUCAGGAAGGAGGGGAAAAACAUCUGAAGCUUGUGGGAAAACUGUAUGAUCAGUGCCAUGACACCCUGGUACAGUUUGGUGGGUUUUUAGCAUCCAAUCUAAGCACAGAGGAUUACAUUAAGCGAGUGCCUUCUAUUGACGUUCUCUGUAACGAGUUUCACACACCUCAUGAUGCUGCAUUUUUCCUCUCGAGGCCCAUGUAUGCACACCAUAUUUCAUCAAAGUAUGAUGAACUAAAAAAAGCUGAGAAAGGAAAUAAACAGCAGCACAAAGUUCACAAAUACAUUACAUCGUGUGAGCUGGUGAUGGCUCCAGUUCAUGAGGCUGUGAUUUCUCUGCACCUUCCCAAGGUUUGGGAUGACAUCAGUCCUCAGUUUUAUGCGACGUUCUGGUCCUUGACAAUGUAUGACCUUGCUGUCCCACACAGUAGCUAUGACAGAGAAGUCAAUAAACUUAAAGUCCAGAUGAAAGCCAUAGAUGACAAUCAGGAAAUGCCUCCAAAUAAAAAGAAAAAAGAAAAAGAGCGUUGCACAGCUCUUCAGGACAAGCUCCUUGAAGAGGAGAAGAAGCAGUUGGAGCAUGUGCAGAGGGUUCUACAGAGGCUGAAACUGGAGAAGGAUAACUGGCUUCUGGCAAAGUCUACCAAAAAUGAGACUAUCACAAAAUUUUUGCAGUUAUGUAUAUUUCCUCGAUGCAUUUUUUCGGCAAUAGAUGCAGUUUAUUGUGCUCACUUCGUAGAACUGGUCCAUCAGCAGAAAACACCCAACUUCUCCACACUUCUCUGCUACGACAGGGUUUUCUCUGAUAUUAUAUAUACAGUUGCAAGUUGCACUGAAAAUGAAGCUAGUAGAUAUGGCAGGUUUUUAUGCUGUAUGCUGGAGACUGUGACUAGAUGGCACAGUGACAGAGUCAUAUAUGAAAAGGAAUGUGGUAACUAUCCAGGCUUCCUAACUAUAUUACGGGCAACUGGAUUUGAUGGUGGAAAUAAGGCUGAUCAAUUGGAUUAUGAGAAUUUUAGACAUGUGGUACACAAAUGGCACUAUAAACUAACUAAGGCUUCUGUGCACUGCCUCGAAACAGGCGAAUAUACACAUAUCAGAAAUAUCCUGAUUGUGCUGACUAAAAUCCUUCCGUGGUAUCCAAAAGUGCUGAACCUGGGCCAAGCUUUGGAAAGAAGAGUACAUAAGAUAUGUCAGGAAGAGAAAGAGAAGAGACCUGAUCUAUAUGCAUUGGCUAUGGGCUAUUCUGGGCAGUUGAAAAGUAGGAAGCCUUUCAUGAUACCUGAAAAUGAAUUCCACCACAAAGACCCACCUGCUAGGAAUGCUGUAGCUACAACAGUACAGAAUGGGCCAGGUGGUGCUGCGAUGCCUGCAUCUCUCACAAUAAAUACAGUUAGACUGGAAGAAGGCACUACUGAGGAGACUGAUAAACUAAAGGAGAAGUCUCAGGGUGUGGUGAAAAUUAUCAAUAAAGCUGUCAGCGCUACACCGAAGGUGACAACAAGCAAUGGAAACAGUGCUUCUAAUAGCAAAAUUAUUAAAGAGAAAGAUGAUAAGGAAAAAAGUGGGAAGGAAAAAGAUAAAGAAAAAAAAGACAAGACUCCAGCUGCCACUCCAGAGAUGAAGGCACUUGGGAAGGAUGGGAAAGAUAAACCAAAGGAAGAACGGGCAAACAAAGAUGAUAAAGCAAGAGAGAUCAAGGAGAAAACACCAAAAUCUGAGAAAGAGAAGGAAAAAGUCAAGAAAGAAGAAAAAGCUUCAAAAGAAGAAAAAUCCAAGACCAUUGUUACCAUCAUUGAGUCAAAGUCAGCUGCAGAAAAGGAGAGAGAAAAGGAGCCGUCCAGAGAAAGAGAUGUAGCGAAGGAAAUGAAAUCCAAGGAAAAUGCUAAAGGAGGAGAAAAGAUGCCAGUAGCUGGGUCCUUGAAGUCACCUGUUCCCCGAUCAGAAACAUCAGAAUCAGAAAGGGAACUAAAACGCCGUAAAGUUGAUACACAUUCUUCUCCAUCACAUUCCUCAACAGUAAAGGACAACCUCAACGAACUCAAGGACUCUUCAGCAAAGCACUACAUUAACCACACUACUCCAGCAUUGUCCAAGAGUAAGGAAAGAGAAGUUGAGAAGAAAGACUUGGACAAGUCAAGGGAGAGAUCCAGAGAGAGAGAGAAGAAAGAUGAAAAGGACAGGAAAGAUCGAAAAAGGGAUCAUUCAAACAGUGACCGAGAGGUACCACAGGACUCAACUAAACGACGCAAAGAGGAAAAUGGGACAACUGGCUCUUCAAAACAUAGUAAAAGUGAAAGUCCUUCUGAUUCCCCUCGCUUAAAUGAAAAGGAAAAGGAGAAGAACAAGUCAAAAUCUUCAGGAAAAGAGAAAGGCGAUUCAAUUAAAGCAGAAAAGAUGGAGAAGAGCUCCUCUGGUAGCAAAAAGGAAUCAAGACAUGAUAAAGAAAAAACAGAAAAGAAAGAAAAACGAGACGGCACUGGAGGGAAAGAAGAAAAGAAACAUCAUAAAUCUUCAGACAAGCACAGAUAAUGAAGAUUGUUCCAGUCAAGGUGAGAUUGAAAUGGAAGAUAUCCAGCUGUGACCAGAAAUGUAUUUUCCAGAGUAUAGAUUGCACAGAAAUUUGUGAAUGAAGAGGACCCAUCUGCAUCUCCUUAAAUUAUUUAGUUCUCUGCUUUAUUUCCCCAUGCUGAGGAUUUAAUUGUUGAGUUGUACAUUACUGUAUUUUAACUUGUUGCUUAGUUUCUUACACAUUUAUUUUCAGUACCUGGCUGAAAGUGUUACCUAUUCCAUAUUUUAGCACAAUGUGCUGCAAACAAACAGUUGCCAUAGCGCAAAUGAGGUUUCACGUGUACAGAGUUCCACUUUAGGUUGUCAGAAAUACUGCCUGAGUUUAGUAGUUCUUUAAAUCUGAAAUGCAUUCUUUUAGAUGUUUGAAAACCACAAAUAAACAGUUAUUGAACCUUUUUGGAUUUACCUCAUUUAAACUCGGUUUUUAUUUAUUACUUGGCCUGUUUUUAAUAUCAAUGACUAAAAAAAAGAAGUCAAGUGGGAGCACUGUUUUCAUGCAAUGCUUAGGGAUUAUUUGUAUAUUGUGUACAACGUUGACUUGUUUAAAGAAACAAAGAACGAACCCUGCCCUUCCAUCCCCACCCAAACCUGUGCUCAGUUGUCCCUUGCCACACCUUUUGUUUGUCAUGUUGUUUUUAGAUUGAUUGGAAAUGCUCUCUUCAAAAGUGAAAUAAAUUUCAAUUACAGCUACAGAAGCUUUGUAUUGCUGAACUUUAGUCUGAGAAGUUUCACAAUGACAUUUUUAAAAAAAAAAAGAAAAAAAAAGAAUUUUUUUAUCUGCUGAAUUCUACCAGUGUAACCUUUUUUCUAAAUAAACAAUAGUUUUCUCAAUGGGUCGUAAA
Molecule: messenger RNA, 4658 nt
Organism: Mesitornis unicolor (brown roatelo)
Lineage: Eukaryota; Metazoa; Chordata; Aves; Mesitornithiformes; Mesitornithidae
Gene: THOC2
Product: THO complex 2
Exons: 29
Biological process (GO): mRNA processing; mRNA export from nucleus
Cellular component (GO): THO complex part of transcription export complex
Molecular function (GO): mRNA binding
Source: RefSeq, a predicted model, not a curated record